Molecule: messenger RNA, 1467 nt
Organism: Penicillium canariense
Lineage: Eukaryota; Fungi; Ascomycota; Eurotiomycetes; Eurotiales; Aspergillaceae
Exons: 2
Coding region: 1-1467 (488 amino acids)
Biological process (GO): carbohydrate metabolic process
Molecular function (GO): beta-glucosidase activity
Source: RefSeq, a predicted model, not a curated record
AUGGAUUUGCAGUCUGUGCAAGAUCUCAAAGGCGUUCUCCGGUCUGAUUUUUAUCACGGCUAUGCUACCGCGGCAGCGCAGAUUGAAGGUGCUUGGAACAAAGAUGGCAAGGGCAUUUCGAUCUGGGAUACCUUCGGCCAUACCCCCGGCAAAGUCUCCGACGGAAGUACGGCGGACGACGCGGUGCGAUCGUACGAGUUUUAUCGCGAAGAUGUAGCGCUGAUGAAGACCUACGGAGUGAAUGCAUACCGUUUCUCGAUCGCCUGGUCCCGCAUUAUUCCGUUAGGUGGCUGUGAUGAUCCCGUCAACGAGCAAGGCAUUCAAUACUAUUCGAGCUUGAUUGACGAGCUUAUCCGGAAUGGCAUCACCCCGUUUGCCACGCUUUUUCACUGGGACAUCCCCCAGGCCUUGGAGGAUCGGUAUGGCGGUAUGCUGAACCAGAACGCGUAUACGCCGGAUUUCGUGCGCUACGCGCGGGUCUGUUUCGAGCGAUUCGGCGAUCGCGUUAAGCACUGGAUCACUUACAAUGAGCCUGGGGUCUACACUCUGGCCGGCUAUGCGGCUGGUGUGCAUGCCCCCGCUCGAUCGUCUUUCCGAGAGCGCAAUGCAGAAGGCGACUCGUCCACCGAGCCUUUCAUUGUCGCUCACACCGAGCUGGUGUCCCAUGGAUAUGUCUCUCGAAUGUACCGCGAGGAAUUCCAGCCACAUCAGAAAGGUAGCAUCGGGAUUACCCUACAUGGUAACUGGUCUGAGCCGUGGGACGAGGAAGAUCCCCUUGACCAAGCCGCAGCAGAGCGGGCACGCGAGUUCGAGAUUUCCUGGUUUGCCGAUCCCGUAUACAAAACAGGGGAUUAUCCGGCAUCCAUGCGUGCGCAACUUGGCGACCGAUUGCCUCGAUUCACAGCUGAGGAAUCCAAACUGGUCCUCGGAAGUUCCGAGUUCUAUGGCAUGAACAGCUAUACGACCUUUUUCGUGAAGCAUAAGACGACCCCACCGGAUAUCAACGAUCACAAGGGCAAUGUGGAGAUCCACGAUGAGAAUCGCCACGGCAUUCCACGAGGCGAGGAAAGUGAUACUCCGUGGCUUCGCGCUGCCCCGGAGGGGUUCCGGAAGCUGCUGAACUGGAUCUACAAGCGGUAUCAAAUGCCGAUCUAUGUCACGGAAAAUGGUACUACCGCCAAGGGAGAAGUGGCCCCAACCCCGGAUGUCCUCGACGAUCAAUUCCGCAUCAAGUUCUUUGAGGGAUAUGUGGGAAGCGCUCUCGCGCGAGCCGUCAAGGAAGAUGGGGUCGACAUCCGAUCUUAUUUCGCGUGGACAUUCACCGACAAUUGGGAAUGGGCCGCUGGAUAUUCCGAUCGAUUCGGGUGCACAUUUAUUGACUUUGAAUCGGAAGAAAAGAAGCGCUACCCCAAGCAGUCCGCUUAUUAUCUGGACAAGUUGUUCACACAUUUGAUCAGGGAGGCCUAG